AGUGUUGCAACUGGGUCUGGCGUGUUCCAGUGUGGUGUCCAGCAGUGUCUCCCACUACUUGUGAAGUCUGAGGUUGCAAAAGGACUGUGAUCAGGAGGAUCAUCCAGAAUUCUGACUCGAAAUUCUCAGAAAACAGGACCUUGAUGUGAGAGGAGCAGGUUCAGGUAAACAAAGGGCCCCACAUCUCCUGCCCUUCUGCCCACACUCCUGCCUGUUUGGCCUGACCACAGCCAUCAUGCCUCGGGGUCAUAAGAGUAAGCUCCGUGCUCGUGAGAAACGCCGCAAGGCACGAGAGGAGACCCAGGGUCUCAAGGUUGCUGAGGCCACUGCAGCAGAGAAAGAGGAGUGCCCCUCCUCCUCUCCUGUUUUGGGGGAUACUCCCGCAAGCUCCCCUGCUGCUGGCAUCCCCCAGAAGCCUCAGGGAGCUUCACCCACCACCACUGCUGCUGCGGCUGUGUCAUGCACCGAAUCUGAUGAAGGUGCCAAAAGCCAAGGUGAGGAAAAUGCAAGUUCCUCCCAGGGCACAACAUCCACUGAGAAGUCAGCCAAAGAUCCUGUAGCCUGGGAAGCAGGAAUGCUGAUGCAGUUCAUGCUACAUAAGUAUAAAAUGAAAGAGCCCAUUAUGAAGGCAGAUAUGCUGAAGUUUGUUGAUGAAAAGUACAAGGAUCACUUCCCUGAGAUCCUCAAUAGAGCCUCUCACCGCUUGGAGCUGGUCUUUGGCCUUGAUUUGAAGGAAGACACCCCUAGUGGCCACACCUACAAGCUCGUCUGCAAGCUAAACCUCACCAAUGAUGGAAACCUGAGCAAUGAUUGGGACUUUCCCAGGAAUGGGCUUCUGAUGCCUCUCCUGGGUGUGAUCUUCUUAAAUGGCAACUCUGCCACUGAGGAAGAGAUCUGGAAAUUCAUGAAUAUGUUGGGAGCCUAUGAUGGAGAGGAGCACUUAAUCUAUGGGGAACCCCGGAAGUUCAUCACCCAAGAUCUGGUGCGGGAAAAAUAUCUGAAGUACAAGCAGGUGCCCAACAGUGAUCCCCCACGCUAUCAAUUCCUAUGGGGUCCAAGAGCCUACACUGAAACCAGCAAGAUGAAAGUCCUGGAGUUUUUGGCCAAGGUGAAUGGUACCACUCCCCGUGACUUCCCAUCCCAUUAUGAAGAGGCUUUGAGAGAUGAGGAAGAGAGAGCCCGAGUCCGAUCCAGGGUUAGAGCCAUGCGUCGCCGUACUGCCACAACUUUUAGAGCGUGUUCUAGAGCCGCAUUCAGCAACUCCUCCCAACCCAUGUGAGAAUUAAGGCAGAUUGUUCACUUUGUUUUUGUGGCAAGAUGCCAACCGUUUAAAGUAGUGAGAAGUCAAGAUAGGGCUAGAGAGAUCAUAACAUAUAUCUUCUUUGUGUUCCUGUUAAACAUUAGUAUCUUUCAAGUGUUUUUCUUUUAAUAGAAUGUUUAUUUAGAGUUGGAAUCUAUGUCUAUGAGCGACAUGGAUCACACAUUUAUUGGUGCCGCCAGCUUUAAGCAUAAGAGUUUUGAUAUUCUCUAACACAUUUUUGAAAUCCUUGAAUCUUUUUUGGGUUCAAGAAGAAGAAAGUAUAGCUUUAGAAUAGAGAUUUUCUCAGAAAUGUGUGAAAGAACCUCACACAACAUAAUUGGAGUCUUAAAAUAGAAGAAGAGUAAGCAAAGCAUGUCAAGUUUUUGUUUUCUGCAUUCAUUCACUUUUGUUUUUGUAAAAUCCAAAGAUACAUACCUGGUUGUCUUUAACCUUUUCAAGAAUGCAGAUAAAAUAAAUUGUAA
Messenger RNA from Piliocolobus tephrosceles (Ugandan red Colobus), 1782 nucleotides. It is a transcript of the gene MAGEB1, whose product is annotated as MAGE family member B1. Gene Ontology annotation, cellular component: nucleus. The coding region runs from base 236 to 1279 and encodes 347 amino acids. The transcript is spliced from 3 exons. NCBI's taxonomy places the organism in Eukaryota, Metazoa, Chordata, Mammalia, Primates, Cercopithecidae. Gene Ontology annotation, biological process: negative regulation of transcription by RNA polymerase II. The record is from RefSeq and is a predicted model, not a curated record.